GUCUUUAAAAUUGACUUUUUAUCUGGAAAUUUAUGAAAUGAAAUUUUUUAUUUCAUCCAGCUAUUGGAAUUUUUUUAAAAAAAAGUCAAGAUUUCAGAAUAAAGGACUCACACUACCAAACGUAUAAUUCUUUAAAGAGAGAACAUUAAGAUGUGUUUUAAAAUUUAUUUUGAAAUGUCUUAUUUGGAAUUAUUAUUCUCCUUUGAUUGCUGUUCAAGGAAUACAAAGAAUUCAAAAAAAUAGAUGAAUGUUUGCUUAAGAAAGAAAGUGAGAGAGAUAGAGAGAGAGAGAGAAAGAAAGAAAGAAAAUGAAUGCCCUGAUCUAGUUCAAGCAGACUGAAUAGGAAAAGCAAGAGGAGCAGCUUCAAGGAAUAAUUCAUAUAAAUUUUCAAAUAUCAUUGUUAGUUAUUUACAAAAAAGACAAUAUGCUGAGAUCACUUGAGAUGCUACAAGCUGGACUAUUAGCACCAAAAUCUUUUCAAUCAGCUGUAAUUACAAAUCGUUUAUUUGAUAUGGAUCUCAGCGAGCGAUCAAUUAUUAGAUCAUGUCAUAAUGCUGGUAUCACUACAUUAGAUAUUGAUAGAGCAGAAGAACGAUAUUUACUCUCUGGAGCCAAAAAUGGCGACAUUGCUAUUCAUGAUUUGUUGAAUACAUCUGGGCAUCCAUCAUAUGCUGCUGAAGUUGUUUGCAGGAUUAGAAGGGACUCUUUAUAUGCUCAUAAAUUUUGCAUUAAAACAGCUCAGUGGUAUCCAUUUGACACUGGCUUAUUUAUUACUAGUGCUAUGGACCAAAAAUUAAAGAUAUGGGACACAAAUAUUUUAAAACCUGCAGAUACUAUUUCUGUUGAGCACAAUAUUUCUGGACAUCAUAUGUCCUCUGUGUCUAGCAAACAUUCCCUUAUUGCAGUUGCCAUGAAGUAUCCUCAUAUAAAACUGAUAGAUCCCAAAACUGGUUCACAUUCCCAUGAGUUACGAGGUCACCAAACUGGAGUUGCUUCUGUGAGAUGGUCGCCCAUAUCGGAAAAUCUGCUUGCAAGUGGUGGUGUUGAUAACAAAAUUUUUUUCUGGGACAUUCGAUCUGCCAAAGGUUAUUUACGAAUUCUUGACCAACAUAAUGGUGAAGCAAUUGGAAAUAAGAAAGAUUUCAUUACUGCCCAUGACGGACAUGUUAACUCUUUAAGGUUUACUGAUGAUGGACUUUUUCUGGUAUCACAUGGAGCAGACAAUCGCAUAAGACUGUGGGAUGUUGCUUUAUGCAAAAAUACUUUAGUCAAUUUCGGCGUAAUACCAUCUGCAAAUGCACAUUUUCAAGUAUCCAUUGAUAUGUGCUGUGAUUCUAGCCUCCCAGUUCUUUUUGUUCCUAGCAAAAAUUGUAUUAUUGUGCAUGAUCUGUUUACCGGUUGUAAGUUAAAAAUAUUGUCGGGUCAUCUUGGUGUAGUCACAAGUUGUGUUUAUAGAUCCAGAACACAGGAACUAUAUAGCAGUGGAAAUGAUAUGAAUAUAUUAUUGUGGACACCUGAUGUUGAGAGGGAGUUGGAAGAAGAAUAUCCACAUUCCCCAUGCCAUGGAGGCGGUGUUUCAAAUUCUGAGGUUUCUGACAACUGGUCAAGUGAUGAGAAUUGAGAAUUUUAAAGAUUGUUUUUCUUACAAUGAUAUGUGAAUUGUAAAUGUUAAAUAAUGAUUUUGAUACAUUCCCUCUUCAAAAUAAGUUUUUAAUUUACGAUUAAACUCCGAUUUAAUGAA
This is a messenger RNA of Argiope bruennichi, 1741 nucleotides long. RefSeq names its product DNA excision repair protein ERCC-8-like. NCBI's taxonomy places the organism in Eukaryota, Metazoa, Arthropoda, Arachnida, Araneae, Araneidae. The record is from RefSeq and is a predicted model, not a curated record. Gene Ontology annotation, molecular function: protein binding. Gene Ontology annotation, cellular component: nucleotide-excision repair complex; Cul4A-RING E3 ubiquitin ligase complex. The transcript has 7 exons. Bases 425 to 1621 code for a protein of 398 amino acids. Gene Ontology annotation, biological process: protein polyubiquitination; transcription-coupled nucleotide-excision repair; proteasome-mediated ubiquitin-dependent protein catabolic process.